Molecule: messenger RNA, 3348 nt
Organism: Chaetomium strumarium
Lineage: Eukaryota; Fungi; Ascomycota; Sordariomycetes; Sordariales; Chaetomiaceae
Product: PLC-like phosphodiesterase
Exons: 1
Coding region: 1-3348 (1115 amino acids)
Biological process (GO): release of sequestered calcium ion into cytosol; phosphatidylinositol-mediated signaling; lipid metabolic process
Molecular function (GO): phosphatidylinositol-4,5-bisphosphate phospholipase C activity
Source: RefSeq, a predicted model, not a curated record
AUGGCGUCAGAUCCGCCUCAGACGUGGCGCACGCGUCCAAGCGAGGUCAAGACGAACCUGGGCGUGCAGACCCAGGUCGUCGUUGUACCGCCCUCAGCCAUCAGCAACUCCUCGGCCUCGCCCGCCUUCAAUCAACACCCGUCGCCGGCACAAUCGGUCCUGACUCUCGAAUCGGGCCUGAGCACGGCAAGCUCACUCCAAAAAUCGCCCGAGACGCUCGUGUCUUUCCCUGACAAGGGGCUCGACGACAUCGAACCAUUGGCUGCCCCCUUCCAGCUUCCAGAGCCUGUCGGCGCCAGACAGCCGACAGAUCCGGCUGCUUCUCAGCUAACCAGGAGGACCAGUGCAUCCUCCCUGAGCCAGCCAACCCUCAGGGGCACCGGCACGGCGGCUACGGGCGAGGCCGUGAAAAUGAGCCUCGCCCGCCGAGCCUCCAACUCGGUUCGCAAAGCCGGCGGCGUCUUCAAGAGACGUCCGUCGUCAACCAACCCCAGCCGGGAUGGGAGCGUUGGGCCAGGCCUGAUGCGCCGCAGGGGGAGCAUGAGCAACGCAGUGACACCGUUCGAGACCCCCAGCACCUUCUACAGCGAUUCGGACGACGAUGUCUGGGCUGAGGAUCGGCUCGGCAGCGAUGCGUCUCUGCAGGAAGUUGGGCCACUAGGCAAUGCAACCCCAGAUGACGACUUCGGCUUGAUCCCGCUGGCCCUUCGCCAAGGCGUGACCCUGACCAAGGUCACCAAGAAGAACAGCACCAAGAGGAUAACGGUAUCUCUCGACCCCGAUUUCAGCAAGAUCUGGUGGGACAAGAACCGGUCCUCCUCGAAGUGCCUGUACAUUGAUGACAUCAAGGAGAUUCGCACCGCCGAAGACAUCCGGCAAUAUCGACUCGACGCCGGCCUUCCUGAGACGGUAGAGCCUCGAUUCUUCUCGCUAAUCUACAUACCUCCGGGCAAGACGGGCACCAAGACGCUACACCUCAUUGCCGACACGGACGAAUCAUUCCAGCAGUGGGUCCAGGCACUCGACAUUAUCUCCAAGCACCGGCAGGAUUUUGCAACAAGCCUGAUGUCGUUCAAUGACAAAGCCGUCCGCGCCUACUGGGGGAUGGAGAUGGACAAACAGCUGGGAAAGUUGCGUGCCCCCGAGGACGAGCACAUUGAUUUCUCAGGUGUCGUGCGCGUGUGCCGCAGCCUUCACAUCCACGUCUCCACCAAGCAGCUGCGGCAGGCAUUUGACGUGGCGAAAGGCAGAGGGGCCAGCUCAGAUGACUUGCCGUCUGGACAAAGCCAAACAUCCCGGCUUAACUUCGCCGAGUUUAUAGAAUUCGUGCGGCUCAUGAGCACCCGUUUGGACAUCCGUCGCGUGUACCAGGCACAUACGAACUAUCCCGAGGUCGGGAUGACGAAAGCCGAGUUUCUGCACUUCUUGCGCCAUGUGCAAGGCGAGGAUGUCGAUGCCGACUUGGCCUCUUGGGAGGCCGUCUUUGCGCGCUUCUCCCGCAAGGGCAGGGCGAAAGACGCUGAGAAGCAGGCCACCGCCGGCGAGGAGGGCUUGAUCAUGUCUGAAGCUGCCUUUGCCGGCUUUCUCACGUCCACCUCCAACGAUGUCAUCCCCAGGGAACCCCAGAGCUACGUCCUGGAUCGGCCGAUGAACGAGUACUACAUUUCGAGCUCGCACAACACGUACCUGCUCGGCCGCCAGGUCGCUAGCACCUCGAGCACCGAGGGCUACAUCACGGCUCUGCUGCGCGGCUGCCGUUGCGUCGAAAUCGACUGCUGGGAAGGACAGGACAACCAGCCAAUCGUCAAGCACGGCCACUCGUGGACGUCCUGCAUCUCGUUCCUCGAGGUCAUCAAGACGAUCAACAAGUACGCCUUUGCUAAAUCGCACUUCCCGUUGUGGAUAUCGCUCGAGGUCCGCUGCCCUCCGGCAGUGCAGAUCAAUAUGGCCAAGAUCAUGAUUGAGGUUUUCGGCGACAAGCUUGUGCGGGCACCCCUUGAUCCAUCAUCGGACCGCCUGCCAUCACCGUCAGAACUGAUGGACCGCAUCCUCAUCAAGGUCAAGAAGCCAGACGAGUCGAUCAGGACCGUGGUUGAGCGGACCGGCCGGAGGCGCGGCAACAGCAUGCCAUCGCCAUAUCAGCGAGCGCUGACAAUGGAGAACGUGCCCGUUCCCGCGCCGUCGAGCCCGCUUCUGAGCCCGACGCAGGCCUCUCGGUCCAACCGACAAAUCAACACCAUCACCGAGGGCAUGGUUCAUGAGCCGAUCAGCAGCAGCCCCAGUGAGUGUGAUAGCGAAGGCGAAGCAGCUACGGCAAAGAGGGCCACCAGCAAGAUCCACCCUGUCCUGGGCGAACUGGGCGUGUACUGCAUGGGGAUCCACUUCGAAGGUUUUGACAGCCCCGACGCGAGGAAGUUCAACCACAUCUUCUCGUUCAAGGAGAAGACGUUCGCAGAGAAGAGCCAACAGGCGUCGGGGAAGAGAUCUUUGUACCGCCAUAACAUGCGCUACAUGAUGCGCGUCUACCCCAACGGCGGGCGCAUAUCGUCGAGCAACUUCGACCCCCUCCUGUACUGGAAGCGCGGAGUGCAGAUGGCGGCGCUCAACUGGCAGACUUUCGACACGGGGAUGCAGUUGAAUCAAGCCAUGUUCGACGGCGGCACAGCUCGGUCGGGCUACGUCCUCAAGCCGCUCGAGGGACGGCAGAUCCAGGUGAUGCCCAACCUGUCGCCCGACGAGUGCGUGGGCAAGCGCCCGCGGAAACGGGUCGCCUUUGAGAUCGAGGUCAUCUCGGCGCAACAGCUGAUGCGUCCCUAUAACCUGGGCGAGAAACGCACGCUGGAUCCCUACGUCGAGGUCGAGGUGCUGAUGGCGGACGACAAGCGGAACAAGGCGGACGCGGCCAUCUAUGCUGCCGCUCAACAGAUGCAGCUCAAGAAGCGCACCAGGAUCGUCCGCGACAAUGGCUUCAACCCCGAGUUCUACGAGAGGUGCCUUUUCGACGUCAUCACCAAGUAUCCGGACCUGAUCUUUGUGCGGUUCAGCGUCAGACUUGCCGACAAGGGGGAGAAGGGAUACAACGACAAGCCGCCUCUCGCAACCUUUACCGCCAAGCUCAGUAACCUCAAGCAAGGCUACCGCACGAUCCCACUGCUCAACCACGACGGGGAGCGCUUCCUGUUCUCGACCCUGUUUUGCAGGAUCUGGAUAGGCCCGUUCACCGACAUCAUGGUUUCAUACCAGGAAGAUGCUCCGACAAAUGGCAAGAAAUUGAAAAACAUUGGCAGAAACGUCUUCAGCCAGACAAACACGAGUCCCAAAUCCAGCAUGGACAGCAGCCGGACUUGA